AUGCUCGACCUAACAGGCAAAGUCGCCCUAAUCAUUGGCCUGGGACAAACCGCCCCGCCGAGUUCAACCUCAACCUCAACCACAACCUCAACCCCAGCCACAAAGCAAAAAGAAGAAGAAGAAGAAGAAGAAGAAACAUGGGGCAUCGGCGCCUCAAUCGCACUAAAACUCUCGUCCCGCGGCGCCAUGAUCUUCGGCGGAAACCGGUCACUCGCCUCAGCAUCGCGGACCAAAACCCGAAUUGAAUCUCGGGGAGGCACAUGCGAUAUCUUCGAGACGGACGCGACGGAUUCCGCGUCCGUCAAGGCGCUCGUUGAUGCCUGUAUGCACAGACACGGACGCAUUGAUAUCCUUGUUAAUAACGUGGGCAGGUCGGAGCCGGGGUGUCCGGCGGCCAUGGAGGAGGGGACUUGGGAUGCCCAGAUGGAUGUGAAUGUGCGGAGUGUGUAUCUUGCUUGUCAUUUUGUGUUGCCUGUUAUGGAGGCUCAAGCUCAGGCCGCUAAAGCACAAAAGGACGGGAGAGGAAGUGGUGGCGGUGGGUGUGUGGUGAAUGUCGCGAGUGUCGCCGGGCUGCGGUAUAUCGGCAAGCCGCAGGUGGCGUACUCUGCUGCCAAAGCGGCCGUGAUGCAGUUUACGAAGGCCACGGCGGUGAUCUAUGCGGGGAAGGGGGUGAGGCUGAAUACGGUUGUGCCGGGGUUGAUUUAUACCCCGUACACGAGGGCCAUGGCGGGGAGGUAUGCGCCUGGGGGUGAUGAGGGGGAGUAUAUGCGGGCGAGGGAUGCGCAGGUGCCGAUGGGGAGGAUGGGGAGUGCGUGGGAUGUAGCUAAUGCGGUGGUGUUUCUGGCGUCGGAUGAGGCGGGCUAUAUUACAGGGCAGGAGUUGGUUGUUGACGGGGGGUUUACGUCGUCGACGGGGAGGGUUUGA
Messenger RNA from Aspergillus puulaauensis, 924 nucleotides. Its product is annotated as SDR family NAD(P)-dependent oxidoreductase. Lineage: Eukaryota; Fungi; Ascomycota; Eurotiomycetes; Eurotiales; Aspergillaceae. The coding region runs from base 1 to 924 and encodes 307 amino acids. The record is from RefSeq and is a predicted model, not a curated record. The transcript has a single exon. Gene Ontology annotation, molecular function: oxidoreductase activity, acting on the CH-OH group of donors, NAD or NADP as acceptor.